AUGGCGAAUCGGGUGUUGAUCCUCAACUCCAUCAUUCUCCCGUCUGUUCUGUUCACGGCGGCGGUUUUCGAUAUGCCUGAGUGGGCACGACUUGCUGUCCACAACCUGUACAAACAAUUUUUAUGGGCUCAUGCGACUUCAACGGAAGCCAGACGACACAAGAUUAACCCGGGAAUAAUUUUCACCCCCAAAAAGGCAGGGGGGGUUGGGUUGGCCUCUUUGGAUGUGGCUAUUAAAACGCAGCGUACCAAGCACGCUUUACAGUGGCUCACACAAGCUCAUGACAAGUAUUUUGGAGCCUGGAGUGCGUGGGCUUAUCAAGGCCGGCCGACAAAUUCGAGCCUGGUUCUCCUUUGCAGGACGCAGGCAGCUGGGGCUUUAUCGUGUUUCGGGGCACCGUCCCCAAAUUCAUGGGUACCGGACGUUGACAAGCUUCUACACCCUACGGUAGAGCAAGCCACCAUACUCAGCGAGCGGGUACGUACGUACUACCACCCCGUCCUCCACGGCGCCAGUAGCUGGUGGGAGGAGGAGGAGGAAUGGGUUCUGUCGUAUCAUCACCCUUUCCCGGCUGGGUUACCUGCGCUCGAUCCUCAACAGUGUGCGUUACAUCGCUUUUGGUGGACAAUAGGCUGGAGUAAUAACCCGUGGAUCCAGGACGGCAAUGGCCUUCCGUUAAAAUUCUCUACCUACGACCGGAUCGCGAUCUGCCCCAUCUCAGACCUGCACAUUCGGCGAACAGGGCCAACUGAAUUUAUUUUUCGCAUUAAGCCGGUUGGACCCCGAUCUAUUCACCACUCGCAGCCUAAACUCCGUCGGUGGGCGACGGCAAUCUUGCUGGCACCCCCUACGUUUCCCAUUAUGGGCGAAUUAGCGCUCGAACCUGAGCUGGUUCUUCGCCAUGCACCACCUUUUCGACAUGAUUGGACCUGGGCCUCGGUGCAACAAGGUCGAGUGGUCGGUACGCGAGAGGGGUACUUGGAAGUCGCUGACCAGCCUGUUGAACUGCAGCAGAGUGCGGAUGGAAUUCGCUGGUUUUUCACCUCUCACCUACCGGAGUUAGCUACUAAUUCGGACGAGGACAGAUCCAUUUGGGCCCUACGCCUGCGUCGUCACGGCGUCGUGUUUUACUCCCAUCCCAGGCAUCAUGGCUUUCCUUGGGCCGUCGCCGAGUCGGUCACGAAUUUAGCUAUACGAAAACCUAUUGUACGCCUGGCGUUCACGUUUCUCAAAAGACUUCUUGCAGUCGCAUUGCGACCGCUGGUGCGGCGUCUGGACGCCGUCUGUGACUUCGAUCAGUGGCAGCGGGCUGCCGCAAACCAAGACCCGGCACACGUUUGGAAGCAUGCCAAUGGCCUUUCCGACCAUCAGGUCUGGACGUGUUACCGUAUAGCCACCAAGCAACUUAACUUGUACCAUGCCGGCCGUCCGGCGGACAAUAGUUGCCGGGCGUUAUCGGCGUGUCACGGUUGCAAUGAAACGCCGUCUCACAUCUUUUGGGACUGCCCCAAGGCGCGCGCGUGCUGGGGUCAACUCAUUACCCAUUGGACAGGAGAACGGGCUGGGAGGCCGUGGGGAGAGCGUAGGUUCGUCGGGAGUGUGAAUCGUCACGCGCCGGAGGUACCCGCCAGGCAGCGUCUUCGGAUUUACCAUAUGCUCCCGGAGGACUUAGAGGCUGGUGUCGCGGUUUGGAAGCGUCUCUGGUUUAUAAUGAGCAGCAUUUGUCUGAACCACUUAUGGAAUGAGCGGAACGACGCGGUUUUUCGGGGAGUGCAGUCGACGCCUCUCCACAGCGCCGCGCGUUUUUGGGCGCUGGAUAUCCGACAUCUUACCGCGUUAGCGAAACGCGAACAUCGCGGUCCCGACACAGCUGUCGCCGGGGCUAUCAUGCAUACCUGUAUCGACCUCUUUAUUCUCGAACCUCGGGAUGGGCCGAUACCUUUAGGUGACAGCCACGACAAGCUACCAGUCCCGGAGCUAUUGUCCUGGCUUAAAAGUUUUCAGACAUCUUUAGCAUAA
This is a messenger RNA of Peronospora matthiolae, 2019 nucleotides long. NCBI's taxonomy places the organism in Eukaryota, Oomycota, Peronosporomycetes, Peronosporales, Peronosporaceae. The record is from the annotation of a GenBank genome assembly.